AUGGACAAACGUCAAUCCCUUCAAGGGGCUGUAGACGAAAAUCACCACUCUGACAUAUGCUGGGCGUUUAAGCGAACUGGUGCUUGCAAGUUUGACAAACGAUGCCGCUAUCAGCAUCCGGUUACCUCCUCGAAGUUGGCCAAGGAGACUCCAAGCGAACUUACAGAUUUCUUUGACAACAAUGGACUUGGAGUCUCCACACAGAGAAUUGAUGGCAAACUGCGCGAGUGGAAGUGCCUACUUGGCAAUGGAGUCACCAUCUCACGCCCGCCGCCGGCAGUCGUGAGCCGAUUCUUUAAACUGGGCCUAGAGCUCAUGGAAGGGGAUGUCGGUUCCUCGCAAGAGGUUAUUAAGCGACUCGCAAACGAUCAAGGCCUUCCAUUUAUAAAGGACGUUGUCGAACGACAUCUUGCUGUGGCUCUUCAGAUGGGCCCCAGCAUCACCUUCUGGACCACAGAAGUGAAGCCACUGUUCCAGUUGAUCACUCACCCCCGGGUUAUCGACUCGUCCGUUCUGGAGCAAGAGGUUGUGACUAUAUUCAACUUUAUUCUUGGAGUUGGAGGGUCUCGCAUGAAUCGACUCUUUGGAUACCUGGCGCUGCUCGUGACAAAGUGGCCCCAUGAAACUGAUACCACAUCCAAGAUGUCGGUGGUAGAACUUUCACUCGCAGUCUUGUCCAAAGUUCUCGAUUGCAAUACUUCCAACAUUGUCAACCAGAGCUUCGCUAUACUAGCCACCCAGUUUGCAGAAACAGUUGCCGCAAUCUCGGAUGAGCAGGAAACGUUUGCUACCCUACAGUCUGUGAAGUACAUCGAUUAUAUCAGGCGACGGCUGCAAGUCGGCGAAGACAUUCCCGAAAUGUCGGAUCCGCCAAGGGACCCUGUUGUGAGAGAGGAAUUUGUCCUGCGCAGAGACCUGCCUGGGACCUUGUCGGCCGAAGGGCCAAGGCACGACAACGAUUUUACAGAUAUAUCGAAAAUCAGCAUUCUACCAACCUGCGAAGAAAUCACGUCGCCGCGAGCAGAGUAUCUCCCCACCAACGAUAGUUCUCAGUGGCACAUUGGCGGCAUUCGCGGCCGUCUCGACAGAGAAUUCCGCCUCCUGCGCGAGGAUACUGUCGGCCAACUCAGAGACACAGUGAGAGAUGUACUUGAGCACUUGAGAUGCCCCCAGGAGGCGCACAGCGCGGUCAAGAACACCCUGAGAACAUAUACAUACGAGAACCCCGUCCCGAUGAAGGUCGACUUUCGUCGGAAUGGUGGUCUCGAACUGCACGUUCGUUGUAGCCAGUUGAUGGCUGCCGCUAAACUUACCAAGAAGCAACGAGAAGAGUGGUGGCAACGCAGUCGUAGGCUCCAGGCUGGUGCACUCGUCUGUGUGAUUUCCGCCUCCGGUCAAGUCCAGUUCUUUGUUGUUUCUCAGUCUACAUUGAGAAGCCAGAGCGAACCACGCUUUCCACCGCCAAAAGACAAAAUAGCAAGCACUGAUGAGGGAGACCACCAGCAAGUUUGGACCCUAUCAGAUGAUCCAGACUACUUGUUUGUUACUCUGAGACUUGUCGAGGAUAAAGUCGAAGAUGUGAAGGAAUUGCUUCAGUGGUAUGGUGUCGUCAGCAACCACCACCAGCAACGCUACCUUGUCGAGUUUCCCGGUGUUCUCCUCGACUCGUUUAGGCAUACACUAGCAGCCCUUCAACAGAUGUAUAAACAGCAAGAUAUGCCUUUCAGUCAGAUUUUGGCACCUGCUUCAAAUGCUGGGGCUGAGGUGGUCAUCGAGCCAGCUCUCUACGCCAGGAAGCCGGGGUUCUAUUUUGAUCUUAGCUGUCUCCAGGACGGCCUUGUGGUGUCUCCUACAAACCUACCAGAUUCUAUUGAACUAGCGGCGGUUUCAACUCUUGAUGCAACGCAAUCAGCUGCGAUUUUGAACACCCUGUCGAGAGAAAUUUCUCUCAUUCAGGGUCCACCCGGGACUGGCAAGAGCUACACCGGAGAGAAGAUCAUCCAGGUGCUGCUGGGGAACAAGAAAAGGGCCAAGCUAGGACCGAUUCUAUGUGUAUGCUACACAAAUCAUGCUUUGGAUCAACUGCUUGAGCACCUUUUAGAUGCUGGAGUGAAAGGCGUAAUACGAAUGGGCUCCCGGUCAAAGUCGGAUAAAAUGGCAAAUCUCAACCUGCAAAACAUCGUCAAGCUUUUUGCAAAAACAAAAGAAGAAGCGGCAAAGCUAGGUCGAGCCGAGAGCGGUAUAAAGCAGGUUAUCCAAGACGUCAGUCGUUCUCUUCGAGAAUUGGCGGACUGCGAAUCAUGGGGCUCCCUCAAAGCAUUUCUUCUGGAGAACUAUCCCCAUCAAUAUGAAAGUAUCUUCCCAUCAGAGGAAGAUGGGUGGAUUGAAGUCACGCGCCACAAGCCGGAACAAAGAUUUGAAAGAUGGCUGCAUACAGGAGACGAUGCUGACGCUGUGCCGAGAGAUAUUUCGAUCCUGGAGCAAUCAGAUUUGUGGGGGAUGAACCAUCCUGAGAGGCUGAUUUUAUUUGAAUACUGGAUGAAAAGAAUCAGAGAUCCCAUUAUACGUCUGAUUUCUGAGCUUCAUAACGAGUACUCGGGACACAUUGAGGAGCGAUCCAAGGUCGGCAACGACUUGAGCCUUCGCUGCCUUCAGCAGGCCAACGUUAUAGGCCUUACAACGACUGGCCUAGCCAAGAAUAUAAAGCUCCUCCGCCGUUUAAGAAUCAAAGUGCUGCUUUGCGAAGAAGCAGGCGAAGUACUGGAAGCUCACAUAUUGACGGCCCUGCUUCCGUCGUUGGAGCAUGCAAUCCUGAUUGGUGACCACCUGCAGCUUCGCCCUCAAAUCAACAACUAUGAGCUGCAAAGCACCAACCCGUGCGGUGUUCAGUACUCUUUGGACAUGUCACUAUUUGAGAGACUAGUCAUACCGCCGCAUGCUACGGAUCCCCGUUUCCCAUUCAGCUCUUUGGAGACACAGCGUCGGAUGCACCCAUCGAUCUCGGCGCUCAUCAGACCGACGCUGUAUCCGGAUCUUAACGACUCCGAGGGCGUCCAUAUGUAUCCGCAGGUGGUUGGCUUGAAGAAAAGACUGUUCUGGAUGCAUCAUGAACAACUCGAAGCCGGGGCCUCUGUGCACGAUCCAUUGAAUACAUCUCACUCCAACGACUUUGAAGUGGAGAUGACAACGGCGCUUGUUUCUCAUCUUGUCCGACAGGGCGAGUACCAACAAGGGCAGAUAGCGGUGUUGACUCCAUACCUUGACCAGCUUCACAGGCUUCGUCACCGUAUGGCUUUGAUAUUUGAGAUUUCCCUGAAUGAAAGAGACCAGGAUGAGCUGGCGGCCUUGGAGGUUGACACGGAUCUUUCUUCAAAGCCGGGCCCACCAAAUGCGAGCAAAAGCUCUCUUCUCAAAACCAUCAGAAUCGCCACUGUUGACAACUUUCAGGGCGAGGAAGCCGAAAUCAUUGUCGUCUCGCUCGUCAGGAGCAACACUCAAAACAGAUGUGGGUUUCUCAGCACGCCCAACAGAAUCAAUGUGCUCUUGUCUCGGGCAAAACAUGGAAUGUACAUCAUCGGCAACUCAAACACAUACAGAAGUGUGCCCAUGUGGAAUGACGUGAUCAACAUUAUGGACGCACAAGGAAACAUUGGCACUAGCAUCCAACUUCAGUGCCCGCGCCAUCCAGAUACACCGAUCCUGUGCCCAGACAUCAAGUUUUGUCAAUCCUGCGCCCCUGAAGACAUCAAGUCUGUUUGUGUGGACUUUCUCGAGAUGAAGGAAUACCGAGACAUCGACCUCGACCAAGAUCCAUGCAUCUUUCCCGAUUGCGGCCAUUUCCUGACUGUGGCCUCCAUGGAUGGUCAAAUGGACAUGAUGUCGCAUUACGACACGGAUGAGAAUGGAAUGCCGGUCGGUAUCUACAAAAAGUCGGAACCAUUCUCGAUGGACGGUGUCGGAGUGAGGGUUUGCGCAACGUGCAGAGGGUCGCUUCGAAACAUUGCAAGAUACGGCCGAAUCGUACGCCGCGCCAUUCUCGACGAGGCCACAAAGAAGUUUAUUUCCUGGUCGCACAAGCAAUACGGACUGCUUUCCUCCAGGUACUUGCUGGAGCAAGAAGCCCUCAGCGACGCCGGCGUCUUGGGCGCCGUCACAGCACGCGCGAAGCCCAGACGCUCAAAGUCUUCAGUGUUGCGAUUUAUGUAUCUGGAUUGCCUGGAGGAACACGUCCUAAGCGAGCGGUACGGCGAAUUGCUCGCAACAUGGAUGGAUAUUCGCCUUUUUGCCAACGAUGUCAAGGUAGAUGAGCAGCCCUUCCAGCGAGUCGCCGACCUGGUCCGCCAUGCCAACCGCCAGCACAAAACAAACAAGGAGUUCAAGUUUGACGAAACCGUCAUUCAGAUGAAGGGCUACAUUCUCGCACGCACCUUGCUCCUCAAGUGCGAGAUGGAAAUCCUGAGCGACUUCUUCGCCAGAUGCAACGGCAGGGCCCGGCUGCCCUUGAAAUUUGUCCUCGACUUCACACAACAGUUUCGGGAUUGCGAGGAAGUGAUCCAGCUCGCGAACAAAUCAGUGCACCCCAAGGAAGAGGUCCAGGCGCUCAUAUUCGAGGCCCAGCUUUGCGCGCUGUCGUGCAAGGUCGAUGCUUGCUCGGUGCCGCCGGGUUUCGAAGGAGGCGCUGUCCCGGGCAAAGAUGCCGUGCGGGCGUAUGGGUAUGCGCUCCUGGAGAGAGCCAGGGAGAUGUCUCAGGUGUACCCGUCUACCAUGAUAUUCGCCGGCGAGAUUGACGCUGUCGCGAGCUCUCUCGAUGGGUCGUACCGGCCACUUAGCAAAGAGGAGAUGCGCAAUGUUGUCGAGGCCAUGGCUGGGGAUAUCGGCACGGGGGGCCGAUGGUAUUACUGCGAGAACGGCCACCCUUUUACGAUUGGAGAAUGCGGGAGGCCCAUGGAAGAAGCGCGAUGCUCCGAGUGUGGUGCUCAAAUCAGCGACCGGAACCACAGGCUAGUGGCGGGAGUGGGCGAGGCCACUGAGCUCAAUGAGAUUACGCGUGGAAUGGAGAGAAUAGUGCUAUAG
Metarhizium acridum CQMa 102 is the source of this 5073-nucleotide messenger RNA. NCBI's taxonomy places the organism in Eukaryota, Fungi, Ascomycota, Sordariomycetes, Hypocreales, Clavicipitaceae. The record is from RefSeq and is a predicted model, not a curated record.